AUGGCAAAAGAAUCUUGUCUGAUAUUCAAGAAAAACAAGAACCUGGACAGAUCGAAGUCAAGAUCGUCGACUAGUGAAGAAUCUCUUUCUAGCGCUGUCGCUAUACUGAGAGAAAGUCUUCCAUUUGAAUACAUAGCAUGUGGGAACCAAAUGAGAAGCAAUAUUGAAUAUGAACUUCAAGUAGCCGAAAAACAGAGAGAAAUUGGAUAUAAACCAGUACAUGAUUCAGCAUCAUUUAAAAUCCCUGAAGAACAUCGAGAGAAAAUAGACGAAUGGUUAAAAAUAGAUUUUCAAAUGCGCAUUGAUGAACAUAUUACUCGAUCAAGAUGUUUAUUCUUGGUUGGACCAACUCAGCACGGCAAAAGAUCAUGGGCACGCAGCCUAGGAAAGCAUAUUAGCUUUGUCAUUAACUUCUCUCUUCGAGCAUGGCGUGAUGAUGUCAAAUACAUCAUACUUGAUGAUAUACCUUGGACAGAUAUUAGUCCAAUUGCGAAAGGUCUUCUCGUUGCUCCUGGCAACGUAAAUCUAACAGAUAAAUAUAUGUCUAAAAUGAACGUCAAGAACAAUAAACCAUGUAUUGUUUGCAUCAAUGACGAUGAAGGAGAGAGAAUACUACACUCUGAUACAGGUGAUUAUUGGAAAGAAAAUGGUGUUUGGAUUCCUCUAAGAAGAGGACAGAAAAUGUUUUGA
Molecule: messenger RNA, 690 nt
Organism: Rotaria socialis
Lineage: Eukaryota; Metazoa; Rotifera; Eurotatoria; Philodinida; Philodinidae
Source: the annotation of a GenBank genome assembly